Messenger RNA from Phlebotomus papatasi, 2540 nucleotides. RefSeq names its product sex peptide receptor (gene SPR). The record is from RefSeq and is a predicted model, not a curated record. Gene Ontology annotation, biological process: G protein-coupled receptor signaling pathway. Gene Ontology annotation, cellular component: membrane. Lineage: Eukaryota; Metazoa; Arthropoda; Insecta; Diptera; Psychodidae. Gene Ontology annotation, molecular function: G protein-coupled peptide receptor activity. The transcript is spliced from 8 exons. Bases 565 to 1800 code for a protein of 411 amino acids.
AGUUUCGCCGGAGACACCGUUCACAUCGGACGCAAUAUUUUCCAUUUUUCACGUCACGCCGGAAAAUCUCAACAUCUCGUGGGCACAACAAUUUCAAAUCAAAUUUGUCUUGUUAUUUGUGGUAAAAUCGUUCAGGAGUAAAUUUGUGAUUGGUGUUGGGAAGAUUUGGUAAAAUAGGGUUAAGAACUGGAAGGAAAAAUUGGUGAUUUGUCGAGACAGCAGAGAUUGUUGGGUGAAAGGCAAAUAACCCCAUAAAAGAAGUGUUUUUUGUGUUGAGAUCAAAAGCUCUGGUGUUAGAUGAAAAAUUAUGGUGAACACAUAAAUUCAACCCGGAUUUCUUAAGACGGUCAGUGGGUGAAGACCAUCAAGGACUUUGGCAACCAAAAUAAUCUCUUUGGUUCUUUUGUUUGGAAAGUAAUUCCCAUAAUUGAAUACCCAAAACACUGGAAUAUUAUGGAGAGAUUACAUCAACGAACUGAAGACUGAAUCCUUUGAGCUUAAUAGCACUAAGUUAAAAAUAAAAUAUGCAUUGAAUUAAAAUGGGAUAGUGUUGUGAAGGUGAUAAUGUCAGGACAUCUAGGAAAUAGAACCGGGAUUCCGGAAGAGUACUGGAGCCUGAUUGAGGGUGAAUGGCCCUGUCAACUGAUCAAUGAAACGCAGCCAUUCUUCUGCAAUCUCAGUGAUGAAUAUUGCAUGAAUCGCUACGAAAAUAUCACGUACCUAAACAUUUCAUGCGAAAUUGUACUGGACUAUGGCAUCCCUCUGUAUGGGUACUGCACACCCUUCCUCCUCUUUAUUACGAUGACCGCAAAUCUCCUCAUAGUUAUCGUGCUCAGCCGGAGGAGUAUGGCCACACCAACGAACUCAGUCCUGAUGGCCAUGGCUCUUUGUGAUAUGUUUACGCUUCUGUUUCCUGCGCCGGGACUCAUAUAUAUGUUUACCCUAGGUAAUCACUAUAAACCCCUUUCACCUACGCUUGCGUGCUAUGCUUGGAACGCACUCAACGAGGUGAUUCCCGCCAUGUUUCACACAGCCUCUAUUUGGCUUACAUUAGCGUUAGCGGUUCAAAGAUACAUUUAUGUGUGUCAUGCGCCCGUCGCGCGUACCUGGUGCACGAUGCCCCGCGUAAAGAAAGUGAUCUUCUAUACCUUCGUGGCCGCAAUGCUUCAUCAGAGUACCCGUUUCGUCGAUAGGGAUUUUCAGUUAAGCACCAUCAUAUGGAACAAUCAGACAACGAACGUUUGUCACUUGGAGACAGCACACUGGGUACGGGAAUAUAUUGGUGAGGAUUUCUACUUCACCUCGUACUACCUCUUUCGCAUACUCUUCGUUCACUUACUACCCUGCUGUGCUCUCGUCGCUCUCAAUGUGCUCCUCUUCAAGGCUAUGAAGUCAGCUCAAGAGAAGCGUGAAAAGCUCUUCAGGGAAAACCGCAAGAAGGAGUGCAAGAAGUUGAGGGAUGCCAAUUGUACAACGCUUAUGCUCAUCGUUGUAGUGUCGGUGUUUUUAGUUGUGGAAAUACCAUUGGCCGUUAUCACAGCCCUGCACAUCAUAUCUUCAGCCGUUAUUGAGUUCCUCGACUAUGGGGUAGCCAAUCUCUUUGUGCUGUUCGCCAAUUUCUCCCUUAUCGUCAGCUACCCCAUCAACUUUGCCAUCUACUGUGGCAUGUCCAGGCAAUUCCGGGAAACAUUCAAGGAGAUCUUCAUUAAGCGACCCAUUGGGGCAGCUAAGAAAGACAACUCCUCCAAAUACUCCAUCGUGAAUGGACCUAGAACAUGUACCAAUGAAACGGUUCUUUAGUGGCGCGCCCCACCGGAUAGUCAGCAUGUCAACGGGCGAUGAGCUUUUUCAUCAUGAUGAGCUCCAAAGGCCGCCCAGCAGCUCGACCCAUCCAAGGCAUUUGAGAGGAAAGGAGAAAAGGGAAGGAAGAAAUGUGAAACGACUCAUUGGCGACACUCACAGCACUUUUCUAACGUCUCCGAGGGGAUUCUCUGAUAAUGAAAAUCUCCAAAUUAGCACCCCAAGUAUACCCAAUCCCCCCCCCCCCCCCCCCCCCCCAAAGAAGAGUAUCACCGAGGAGGAGCGUCCUUUUAGGCUAGAACUCUGUGAGAUAUUCUGUGAAUAAUUUGUGCAGUGAAUUUAUCGAAAUAUUAGGACACUGAAAUAAAUUUAAAAGGAAAAAGAGAUCUUUACUAUUUAAGCUUGUGGAAAAAAAUUGUUUGUACAUAAAUACAAAGAAUCACUGUUAAUUUUAAGAAAACCAAAAAAAAAAUAAAUAAAUAAAUAAAAGAAGCAUCGCCAAGACACCAAAAUUGGACAGAAAAUCAACCAAAGAGCCCCAAAAACUGCCCAAUUUAAGUGAACUUGCGAUGAACGUGUGUCGUGUGUUUCGUCACCGAUUAUUUAUUUUGUGAAAAUCAAUUGUAAAAUGAAUUAUUUUUCUAUCAAUUGUUGUGCGGUAGCUCUUGUAAGAAAUGGAAAAAUGUAUAUUUUUUUCUUUUUGUCCCAAUAAAAUUGACUUUUCCAGUACCACAGAAAAA